AUGCGUUCGUCUCAGCGGCUUGUGAGAACAGCGGAAGUCUCCUUUGCGACACUUCCAUCGAUCAGUUACUUCAAAGCAAGUUGUUCUGCUUACCUGUCGGAGGCGAUCGGACGAACCUACAAGCACAGGGGAAAGUUUUGCGGUGCGCAGCUGUGCUCGUUCAGCGCUCAUCGAAACGUUCGCAACCACGUUGGAGACGACCUGCGCUUAGGCUUCGGGUCGAAGGUUAAGAGAGCGCUUGCGAUGCAUUAUCAACCGGAUACCAGCUUCGACUUUGAUCUGUUUGUGAUCGGCGGGGGUUCUGGGGGCGUUCGCGCCGCGCGAGUCUCCGCGAAUCACGGCGCUCGCGUAGCACUAGCUGAGAGCAGUCGGCUGGGAGGCACCUGUGUGAACGUAGGCUGCAUUCCGAAGAAGCUUUUCUCGUACGGGUCCCAUUAUUUGCACGAGUUUGAAGACGCACGUGCGUAUGGCUGGGAUCUUCCGACCAAAAGCGAGCUAGAUCCUGUCGACUGGGAGCGACUCAUUCACAACAAGGACGCAGAAAUAGAGCGAUUGAAUGGCGUGUAUCAACGCAUCCUGGAAAAGGCAAAUGUGCGCAUCUUUCACGAACGAGCCGAGUUCGUCGACGCACACAAGAUUCGCCUUGCGAGUGGCGAAACGUUUUCCGCCAAGUACAUCCUCGUUGCCGUGGGCGGCCGCUCCAACCUCAUAGCAGAUCUGCCGGGUGCUGCGCUCUGCAUCCAUUCCGAUGACUGCUUUUACCUGAAACAUCUUCCUCGAUCUAUCUUGGUCCUGGGCGGAGGCUACAUCGGCACAGAAUUUGCAUGCAUAUUCCAUGGAUACGGAUCUAAGGUGACGCAGGUCCACCGGGGGAAGCUUUUCUUGCGCGGGUUUGAUGAUGAUGUUCGCCACUUUCUCGCCGAGCAGAUGCGCAAAGACGGUAUCGAUUUGCGCUUUGGGUGUAACCUGAAAGCAGUGGAGGCUAUUCCGGAUGCGAGCGCACCUGAAGGGCGCGUUUUGAAAGCGCAUCUCACAGACGGCUCUACACUGAUCGUUGACCAGGUGCUGCUCGCUGUUGGACGGCACCCGAACACCGAGGGCCUCGGAUUGGAGCGAGCAGGUAUUAAAACCGAUCAACACCGGGGGCAUAUUCUCGUGGAUGAAUACUCUCGAACCAAUGUGGAGACGAUCUAUGCGGUCGGCGAUGUCACGAAUCGAAUGAACUUGACGCCAGUAGCCAUCGCCGAAGGUCACUGUUUUGCGGAUACGGUUUUUGGCGGCAAAGCACGGGCACCGGGCUACGACAUGGUGCCGACGGCGGUGUUCAGCGUGCCCCCUAUUGGAAUGGUAGGCCUGACGGAAGCGCGCGCCCGGGAGCUGGACGCUGAACAAGGCGGCACGGGUAUCGAUAUCUAUCGAUCGAUGUUCCGCCCGUUGAAGCAUACGCUCACGAAGCGAGAUCGCCAGACGCUCAUGAAACUUGUGGUUGAUCGUCGGACGCAACGCGUGCUUGGCUGCCACCUGGUCGAUGACGCCGCUCCGGAAAUCAUCCAGUCGGUAGCGAUUGCGCUCAAGAUGGGCGCCACCAAAGCAGAUUUCGAUAAUGUGAUUGGUGUGCAUCCGACGAGCGCCGAGGAACUCGUAACGAUGCGGGAGAAAGUCUCAGACGGAAAGUGA
Messenger RNA from Cyanidioschyzon merolae strain 10D, 1677 nucleotides. Its product is annotated as glutathione reductase. The record is from RefSeq and is a predicted model, not a curated record. Gene Ontology annotation, biological process: glutathione metabolic process; cellular response to oxidative stress; cell redox homeostasis. The coding region runs from base 1 to 1677 and encodes 558 amino acids. Gene Ontology annotation, molecular function: glutathione-disulfide reductase (NADPH) activity; flavin adenine dinucleotide binding. Lineage: Eukaryota; Rhodophyta; Bangiophyceae; Cyanidiales; Cyanidiaceae. Gene Ontology annotation, cellular component: cytosol. The transcript has a single exon.